Molecule: messenger RNA, 2388 nt
Organism: Antechinus flavipes (yellow-footed antechinus)
Lineage: Eukaryota; Metazoa; Chordata; Mammalia; Dasyuromorphia; Dasyuridae
Gene: ARID3C
Product: AT-rich interaction domain 3C
Exons: 8
Coding region: 441-1814 (457 amino acids)
Biological process (GO): regulation of transcription by RNA polymerase II
Cellular component (GO): nucleus
Molecular function (GO): DNA binding
Source: RefSeq, a predicted model, not a curated record
GAGCGAAUGGCCGCCCUAGGGACCUGCUGCCUGCGGACACUUGUUGCCAGAAAAGAGAGGAGGAAAAGCUGAGGGCAGAAAGGAGCCAGAUAUCGAAAGAGAGAGGGAGAACGGGAGAGAGAAGGCGAGAGAGCGAGAGCGCGACAGCCCGCACAGCAUCCGCUCCGCCCUACCGCCCCAAGGGAGACCCGGACGCCUGGGUCCCGGGACAGCGCCACCCGCCCGCCCCUCCCUGCCGCUGUUGUUCCUCUGACCCGGCUCCGGUGGCCAAAGAGACAGAGAGAAAGGAGACGAAGAAAGGAUAGGGACUGAGGCUAGAAAGAGGGAGGGAGGGAGCCGGACAGAGGGACCGGGGCAGAGAGGAUCGGGACGGAGAACGUGAACCAGCGCCUGCAGACGGGAGCAGCAGGAGCCGGAGUGGGGAGCCGGGUGGCGAAAGCAUGGUGGAGAACCUGGAGACAGCCGCCCGCAGCGCGCUGGCAGCCCUUUCCCCGAUGCCCCGCCCUAUUCCUGGAGCCCCCCCUGGGGGUGGGUUGCGGCUGGAAGCUGUGAUGGAGACCCUACAGAGGCAGCAGGCAGCCAGAUUAGCUCAAGGUGGGAUUCGACCCCCAUUUCCUCUUUCAAUACCCCCAUCCUUACCUCCCCAACGAUCCCAUCCAGUGGGUGUCAGGGCCCAGCAGUCUCCUGAAGAGGGGACUCUGGGGGGUACUGAAGAGGGUGAAAAUGAAGAGGAAGAUGAGGAAGAAGAAGAAGAGGAGGAAGAGGAGGCUAGGCCUCAAGGGCAACCUCCCCAGCCCAGCCCAGGACCAGGCCUAUCUGUGUCCCCCCCCAUCCAGUCUUCUGGCCCUCAGCAUCACGAAUGGACUUAUGAGGAACAAUUUAAACAGCUGUAUGAGCUCGACGCAGACCCCAAGAGGAAAGAAUUCCUGGAUGACCUGUUCAGCUUCAUGCAGAAGAGGGGCACCCCAGUGAACCGCAUCCCGAUCAUGGCUAAGCAGGUUCUGGAUCUCUACGUCCUGUACCGGCUGGUGACGGAGAAGGGGGGGCUGGUGGAGGUCAUCAACCGGAAGGUGUGGCGGGAGGUGACUCGGGGCCUGAGCCUGCCCACGUCCAUCACCUCGGCCGCCUUCACGCUGCGCACCCAGUAUAUGAAGUAUCUCUACCCCUACGAGUGUGAGACUCGGGCGCUCAGCUCUCCAGGGGAACUCCAGGCGGCCAUCGACAGUAACAGGCGAGAGGGCCGGCGCCAGACUUACGGGACUACCCCGAUCUUCAGCUUCCCCGCAGCGGGGCCGCCUCCUCCUCGGGGGACCCUAGCUACCACGUCAGCAGCUCCAGGUCUGCCGGCUCUCGCCUGCGCCCAACUUGGUCACAGCCACGGGCAUGGCCACGCUCCCAUUAAGAAAGAGGAGGGCUCAGGGCCUGCCCCAGCAGUGGCUAUACCACGAAUUUCAUUACCAAUGGCCCUGGGUACUAUGAGAGAAAAAAUAGGUCCAGAGGAACCACCUGAGAAAAAGGCUGUGCUGAUGGGACCUAUGGAUCCUCCCCGUCCAACCUUGCCUCCCAAUAUCCUUCCCAGAAGCAAGUCUUCUGUCAGAGAAGAGCCACUGGAGGUGCCCCUUAACAUGGCAGGCAAUGGCAUCAGCAGCAUCAACAUGGCCCUAGAGAUCAAUGGCAUUGUCUACACUGGAGUCCUCUUUGCCCGUCGACCACCUACACUGGGCUCAUCCAACAACAACAACAGGAAUUCUCAGGGUCCAACAAGUCCUGGACCUAAUACCCCUCCUGGUCCCCUCUCCAGCACCUCACCUUGAGACUUCAUACUCAAGAACUGGAUCCCCCAGCUAUGUCCUGAUCAUUGGAGGGGAGGGCAAACCCCUUUUAUUGUCUUUCAAUCCCCUCCCCAAUGUGGGUACCCCCAUGCAUAGGGGAAAAGGAAAAAAAAAACCUCAUUCUCCCAUUUCCAGCUGAGGUCCCUUCUCUAUUCCCUAUACCAAAUUACAUUCCAACCCCCAUUAUGGACUUUGAAGCCAAAUGUUUUGCUGCGAUAUAAUGUCUACCUCAUUAUAAUGGGGGUAAUGCUCCUGACCCCUGUUCCAUCUGCACCUAUCUAGCCAAAGAAUCGAUCUUCCCCACUCCCCGGAGUUUCAUGUAUACCAAAGAGUCCAGAUGUGUCUUUGAGCUUGAUCUUAGAUCUUGCCUCAGUUUCAGUCCUCCUAUUGUCACCCUCUCCCAUCCUUAGCAAGCCCCUACCAACUCUAAUCACACAUUUAGAUUUUCCUAUCCCAUCUGAGCUCCUUUUCAGGCCCAGGCUUGUUUUGGAGGGUCAGAACCUAGGGAGGCUCAGGGGAGGAUUCCAUUUUAAGGUCAGCAUGAUCGGACAAUAAA